Molecule: messenger RNA, 2173 nt
Organism: Nematostella vectensis (starlet sea anemone)
Lineage: Eukaryota; Metazoa; Cnidaria; Anthozoa; Actiniaria; Edwardsiidae
Product: degenerin mec-4
Exons: 12
Coding region: 194-1753 (519 amino acids)
Biological process (GO): sodium ion transmembrane transport
Cellular component (GO): membrane
Molecular function (GO): ligand-gated sodium channel activity
Source: RefSeq, a predicted model, not a curated record
UCCCUGAGUUGAUUAUUCAGAUUUUUUUAGUUAUUACCAUUCUAAAUACAAAGAAACAGCUUGUCUCUUUCUCAUUUUUAUUCCAUAUCAAACUAGUAGGGUAUUAUAUAUAUAGGGGGUUAUUGACGUGCGCUAGAGGAAAAAAGUGAAUGUAAAACAAAAUACAGACCGCAGAUUUUCUUACAGAAAAGUGAUGACUGAGUCCCCUACAUCUGUCCGGGGUCUGGUCAGAGAUUUCUCAGACCGGACAAGUUGCCAUGGUAUCGGACAGAUCAAUGCACCACAACCCUUCAUCUGGCGUGUGUUCUGGUUGCUGAUCUUCCUUGGAGGACUAGGCAUGGUGUUUUACCAGUGCCAAUCGUUACUGGUACUCUAUCUUGAUAAACCAACGGCUACAACCGUUGAUGUCACUUACAGCCCGACAUUGAAUUUCCCAGCUGUUACAAUCUGCAAUUUGAAUGCAAUGAAAAAGGAUAGCCUUUCCGCCUUCCCUGAAGCGGAAGGGUUACUGAAAAGAUAUAAUGAAAUGUCUCAAUCCAACGGGACGUUUGAUGUACUGUAUUUAUUGGGAGACGACGAGCUACAGGAUCUUGCCAAAGGCUACAUUGCCAAGAAUGAAGAAACCGCAAAUAUUUCAAUUGAUACACAGCUAAUUCUGGAAGACUUAAUGGUACACACAUUGGCUAAAUCAGACCAACAGAAGCUAGAAAGAGCAGGCCAUCGUUUUGAAGAAUUGGUAUUUCGAUGUUCUUGGAAUAUGUUCACGUGUAAUAAAGGGGAAUUUAUGAAAUACUGGCGUUCGUUCUGGCAUUUUCGAUAUGGAAACUGUUACACGUUCAAUCAAGGCUUGGACAAAGAAGGAGAGGAGAUUAUACCCCUCAAAUCAUCUAAUACUGGACCUAUGUAUGGCUUGACGCUCGAUUUGUACAUCAAUCAAAACCAGUACAUCACACCAUUUACGCAAGAGGCGGGGGUCAAGGUUCUGCUUUCUGAUCAGAGUGAAAUCACUUUUCCUGAUUCUGACGGGUUUUCUGUUCCGCCCGGAUAUUCGGCUUUUAUUGGACUAAGAAAGCGUUUGAUCACUCGCGUUGACCCGUUCAAAAACGGCAGCUGUUAUAAUACUGAUAAAGGUCUUGAGAUGGGCAGUAUUUAUCAGUCGGCUCACAGAGGCAUGAAGUAUUCCAUACAGGGUUGUAUGAACUCCUGCCUGGCGAAUAAACAAAGGGAGAACUGCAACUGCACGGAAGCGAAGUUCAGAGUUGGGCCAAACUGUAAAAACGCAACAGAAAUGGAAUGUCUUCAUAAUGUAAGCCUGCACUACCUUAAAGGACAAUUGGGAUGUCUGAAGCGUUGUCCCCAGCCUUGCACUCAAAAAUCAUUCAUUCGAUCAAUCUCACAGUCCCAAUGGUCAGAACAAUAUCAGGAUGCAAUGGUGAAAAUGAUCAAGAAAAAGAAGGACAAUUUCGAAAAUAUAUUCUAUAACGAAAGCUCCGAUAAAUUAAGGAAAGACUUCCUCCGUCUAAAUAUUUAUUUCCAAGACCUCAAUUUGGAAAAGAUCACUUACAAAGAGGCUUAUCCGGCUGAGAGCUUCCUAGGCGACGUGGGGGGUCAGCUUGGUCUGUGGAUCGGAGUGUCGGUGAUCACUUGUGCGGAGUUCGUCAAGCUCAUGAUGGACGUGGUGUGGGUCGUGAUGCAGAAGAUGAAACGCCGGUCGAAUAAAGUGCAGAGAGUCGACAAGGGGAGAGAAGGAUAGAAACCAGGCCUCUACCUAGAGGGAGAGAGGGGACAUGUCCGCAAACCUCCCUCACAUGUGUGCUUACGGUUUUAAAAGCAUUUGUCAUUUUUUCUUUAUCUGCAAUCAAUCUCGCCGUGAUCGUAUAGUGGUUAGUACAUUGCGUUGUGGCCGGAAUAACCCAGGUUCGAAUCCUGGUCACGGCAUCUUUUUCUACCUUACUGGCUCGUCUAUUUUACCAUCAUUUUAAUUUGAUAAAUGUUUAUUAAUUUUACUGCGUAGCAAUGAAUGUGUUGAAUGAAUGCAGUUUUUAUCUUAUAUUCUUCUCAUUUUAGUUAGAUUUCUCCUUCUUGAAAACUUAUUUUCUUUGAUUAUAUCAAACGCGUGCAGUGUAGGGGCAUGUUAUUUUUGCUUUGUUUUCAAAUAAUUUGAAAAUAACGA